GGUCUGCCAGCUGCUUACCGUGAGUGUCCUGAACUGUCCCCGCUGUGUGCACCGACCACCCAUGUUCUGAACUGUCCCCGUUGUGUGCACCGACCACCCGUGUCCUGAACUGUCCCUGUUUUGCGCACUGACCACCCGUAUUCCGAACUGCCCUGCUGUGUUUGCACUGACCACCCGUGUCCUGAUAGCAUGCCCGGAGUAUAGCUACCUGUGGUGCCCCUGAGUGCUUAAGCCAUCGCUACCCGUUGAGUCCCCGUGAACCCAAUGACCCUAGAAAGCUGGGUGGGAGCUGUGCUGUGGCCAGUCUCCACAGCUAGAGUCCCAUUGAGUCCCCGAGGCCCCUGCCCAGUGGUAGGUUGCCGCCUGUUGCCCGAGCCCCUGCCCAGGGGUAGAUUGCCGCCUGUUGCCCGAGGCCCCUGCCCAGUGGUAGGUUGCCGCCUGUUGCCGCCUGUUGCC
Molecule: messenger RNA, 456 nt
Organism: Staurois parvus
Lineage: Eukaryota; Metazoa; Chordata; Amphibia; Anura; Ranidae
Source: the annotation of a GenBank genome assembly